This is a messenger RNA of Sorghum bicolor (sorghum), 2838 nucleotides long. RefSeq lists its product as uncharacterized. Bases 1657 to 2658 code for a protein of 333 amino acids. The transcript has 11 exons. NCBI's taxonomy places the organism in Eukaryota, Viridiplantae, Streptophyta, Magnoliopsida, Poales, Poaceae. The record is from RefSeq and is a predicted model, not a curated record.
ACUUCGUUCAUUACUUCCAGUGUUCAUCCAUCGUUGACCCGCUUUACUCUGUUUCUUUCUCAUCUCUAAAGUAUUCUCCACACAACCGAUUCUCCAACAUAUCUCUCAAUCAACUGUUCGUUCGAUCUACUUCACCCAGCCCGUGGAAUCUACAAAGCUUCGCCCCCCUCCCCCCAGUCAGUUUCCGAAUCUCUCUAGGCUUCAUCCUCCAUCUAUCCCUAGCAGGCCCUUUGUUUGAUGAAGCGCUGGUUUCUUUGCAAGCUAAUCGUGUUCUCUCUAUCUUCAACUCUAUUCAGCUAAAAUUUCUGAACAGAGUAUUAUGGACAUCUCCACAAACAUGGAUACAGGCUCUGUAGCGUCACGAUGCUCAGUCAGGCUUAUACACGAGGUUGUUUCAACCUUUGGUGCGCAGCAAAAAGAUUUGGUCAGGGAUGUAGGUUUUGACGGCUUGCUUCAUUUUCCCUCGCUCAAGCAGAUCAACCUUCGGUUUUCAGCAUGGCUCAUGUCUCGGGUUGACGAACCGUCCCAGUCCAUACACAUAUGUGACGGAACUGUCAUUCACUUUACCAAGGAAGAUAUUGCAAAGGUUUUUGGUAUUCCUGGUGCUGGUCGAUGUAUAGUCAUUGCAGUUGCAAAGCGAGGUCUCAGUGAUGCAUCGAUUACUGCAGUACCCGGUCAGAUCAACCUUAGUCAUCUCCGUAGUAUAAAGGCUGCACAAGCUGUUCUCGUCCGAGAACGUGAUGCGUUAAUGACUUCUACUGAGCAGGACGAGUUCAAGGCCGCUUUUGUUCUGUUUGUAAUGUCCUCAUUGUUCGCCCCUUGCGGAAAGCAUGACCGUGUCUCUGAUGACUAUAUGCAUGCUAUCGUUGAUCCUUCCAACAUCAGAUCUUAUGAUUGGGCUGAUUUUGUAUUACGCCGACUACUCGCUGCUGUUUCCAAGCUGAAGGCAGAUUUAUCAAGCAAUGUGAAAACCCCAUAUAUUUAUGGAUGUUCUUUGUUCUUACAGGUUUUGUACCUAGACAGUGUUGAUUUAGGUCCCCUCUCCAUGGAUCACACGUCAUUUCCUCGUGUCCGUUGCUUUACAUACGAUCGCUUAAGGGCCAUGAUUGCUGCCGACAGUAGCUAUCCUGGUUCUUGUUUGAAUUCCAUCGGAUCUCCGUGUAUGCCUAAGCUGAGAUCUCCUGAAGGGGUUUGCUAUCAAUGGGCUUCAUCCAACCGUUCUGUUCUUCAAAGCAGUAUUCCAGACAGCAUGUUAGACUUAUGGGAUGUUUCCACCUCGUUGACACGUGUUCUCAAGAUCCCAGAUGAGGCUGCUGGACCCAUUUUUGUUGCGCUGUCUGAUUUCCAAAGCCACUCUAGUUCAGCAGUUUUUGAACACCAAGCCAGUUCGUCUACUGGCAAAGAGGCCGUGAAAAUGAUGUCUCUAUUACUCCGUAUCAUUGAGCCGUAUGCUAACGGAUUUAGCUACCAGCCAUCUACAUUUGUGCAGUGCCCUCAUGCCGGUCUAUGCCGUUCUUGGAAAUCAGAAUCCCCAUGUUCUACAGGAAAGCAUGUGCACAACUCACUGCAGCUAAAGAGGAAGUACACAUGCUCCUAUCCUGAUGCCCCCCCCUCUCAUGUCGUCGCCUUGAGAAUAGUCUUAGUUCCUGCGCAGCAAUGGCUCGUUUUUUUCUACGUUCUAGAUCCGAUAAGGACAUUAGGUGCAAUGAUCUCAAUGCACCCCACACGGCUGAUGAAUCCCCUUCUUAUCCGAUCCCCAAUUUAGGAUCCGUGGCCCGCACCGAAUCUCGUUCUCCAUGGGAACUCGGCUGCCCAUAUCUCAUUGAUCGUUCGAUGGCUGCUGAUAUGUACAAGAGGAUCGUUUCGGUUGAAGAUAUUGAUAAGCCCUGGAUUGUUCAUUAUUGUCCAAAAUAUAUUGAGGUACGGACUUCUGCUGUGAAGUCCCAGUUCCUUGGCAAAUCUGAGUUGGAAAUGGAGCUCUUUGAUGCUGUACUCUGUAGGUUCAAGCAGUUUGAUGACCACUUAUAUGUUAAUGAAGGUCCCUUACGUUGGAGGCAUUAUGUUGAGUGUGAUUUCAUGGUAUCCUUGCUUGCCGGUUCCUUCGACUUGGCUGAUCCUACUGUGUCCUCACUUUUUUACGGACCACAUAUUUCCUAUGAUGUGACCUCAUGCAAGAUUUUGUUCUUCCCUGCCUUACUUCAGCAUCGCUGGGUAUGCUUUGCAUGGCGCAUGUCGGACAACACAAUUGUUGUCUAUGACCCCUUCUAUUCUUCCACUUGUCCAACAUUCACUACUGCCUUCUACCAGCGCAUUGCCAACAUACUCAAAUCGGCAAUGACGAGGGUCUCGCGUGUCAUACUGAGUGGCUGGCCCCUCCCAUGGAACGAGGCCCGUGUAGAAAUUUUCUAUCACGGCCAAAGUCAGUUCAAAUGGCCAAAUCGAUCUGGUGUGCUUUGCCUAAACUUUUGCCGUUGUUUUGAUGGCUCUCAGCUGCGUGGAACCGUUGACAUGUCCCAGGUUCAUGAUAUAUCUGCACUGUUGCUUGCUGAUUUGGCCUCACUUGCCGAUAAUCUUGGAUCAGCCCCUUCAAUAUUUCGUCAGAUCGAAGCUGUACCUCCUUUGGCGCCUCUCCCCUUAUCCAACUAUGUUGAAGGAUAGGCAGUCCUUUUUCGCAGUAUUUAGACUUUGUUUGAGUGUUUACAGCCACUAUACUGAUUUAUUCCUUUUUUUUGGCAAUGCUGCCUGACUUAAUAUUUCUGAUGUAUUAUAGGUAUUUUAUCUUAAGCUCCUUUAGUUGGACUAUGGUAUAACAUGUAUAAAUGUACCUAGUAUUUGCAA